Molecule: messenger RNA, 711 nt
Organism: Fusarium oxysporum Fo47
Lineage: Eukaryota; Fungi; Ascomycota; Sordariomycetes; Hypocreales; Nectriaceae
Exons: 2
Coding region: 1-711 (236 amino acids)
Source: RefSeq, a predicted model, not a curated record
AUGAAGUUCAAUCUCAUCAUCAUAGGCACCCUCGCCAUUGGGCAGGGACUUGCUGCUGACUACAACCUUCACGCAACCUACACGGAUGAGUUGGUCAACGUAGGCAACCUUGAUUCAUUCUGGAGCGUCUGGAACCGCAUGUACGAUGUGUCCGACGACAAGGGCGGCCUCUCCGACCACACCACUUGGCAGUACACCGGCAACUGCAACUCCGGGUACGACAAGCCCAAGACAUCUGUUCGAGUUCAGCUCGAUGGCCAAUGGGGAACAGUUGGCAAAGCCAGUGGUUGGCAAAUGCGCGAUGCGCUCAUCCAAGCUAUGUGGGCAACUGUUCAGGCAGCUGGUCAGCAGAACCAGUACCCGGUCUACACCGACUGCAGUGGCUUUACCUGGCAGGAAUCUACUCCCAACAACAAGAAUGCUGCUUGCGGUCGGGCUACCACUAAGAAGGUCUACUGCCCUUGCGAGUACAUGGUUGAGUGCCAAAAGUUCAGCUGGGGUCGCAAGCUCCCGUCUCAGGUCCGCAUCAACGUCUACAACAGGGACGGGUCUCUCCGUGCGGACAUGUACCAGAUCAAAAUUGGCGCCCAGACCUUGAGGGGCGAGAGUGGUUGUGGAAAGGCUGGCGCCAUUGCUGAGGUCCUGGCUAGCUUCGUUCCCGGUGUUGGCCAGUACUUCGACAAAGGUGCUAUGAGCCCUUUGUAUAAGUAG